Molecule: messenger RNA, 1972 nt
Organism: Aspergillus saccharolyticus JOP 1030-1
Lineage: Eukaryota; Fungi; Ascomycota; Eurotiomycetes; Eurotiales; Aspergillaceae
Gene: bna5-1
Product: kynureninase
Exons: 4
Coding region: 172-1611 (479 amino acids)
Biological process (GO): NAD+ biosynthetic process
Cellular component (GO): cytoplasm
Molecular function (GO): pyridoxal phosphate binding; kynureninase activity
Source: RefSeq, a predicted model, not a curated record
CCUAGUAGUACCCGGUAUCUUUGCGAUCCGAACAUGGGAAUCUUCUCUUAAGUCUUAGAGAUUGACUUUAGAAUCUGGCCUAGAGAGCUCUCAGUUGUUCUAUAGGCACAAGCUGCUGGCUGAACUCGGCCCACUUGGAUAUAAGGAGUCUAGCACAGUACUGCACAAAUCAUGCUAUCCGAUCUGCACACAAAGCGCGCAGAUAGUGCCUCUCCACUUUCUGAUCUAACCAGGGACUAUGCACAAUCGCUUGAUGCGCAGGACCCUUUACGCCACUUCCGACAGGAGUUCUUAAUUCCUUCGAAGAAGGACCUGAAGAGGAAGACAUUGGCUGCACCGGAUGAGAACGAUGAGGAGGAUGAUCAAAGGUCUAUCUAUCUAUGCGGGAACUCCCUUGGAGUCCAGCCUCGCAAUGUUCGCAAGUACAUUGACCACUACUUACGAGCUUGGGCUCUCAAGGGAGUGACCGGACAUUUCGUGCCGCAUGAUGACCAACUGCUUCCGCCUUUUGUCAGCGUGGACGAGGCUGGAUCCAAGUUGAUGGCGCCGAUCGUUGGCGCCAAACCCGAGGAAGUUGCUGUAAUGGGCACGCUGACGGCCAAUCUGCAUCUUCUGAUGGCGAGUUUCUACAAGCCUACCCAGGAAAGAUACAAGAUCAUCAUCGAGGGCAAGGCAUUCCCUAGCGAUCACUAUGCUGUUGAGUCUCAGAUCGUGCACCACGGUCUUCGCCCCGAGGAUGCUAUGGUUCUCAUCGAGCCUCGAGAGUCUCAACUUCCCAUCCUAACCACCGAGCAAAUCCUUCGUGUGAUUGAUGAGCAUGCGUCGAGUACGGCAGUCAUACUCCUUUCUGCCAUUCAGUUCUAUACUGGUCAGUACUUCGAAAUCGAGAAGAUCACUUCGUAUGCCCAGUCGAAAGGUAUUUUGGUUGGUUGGGAUUGCGCCCAUGCAGCGGGCAACGUGGACCUGCAAUUGCACGACUGGAACGUGGACUUCGCUGCGUGGUGUACCUACAAGUACCUUAACAGCGGGCCUGGAUGUAUGGCAGCUCUGUUUGUUCACGAGAAGCAUGGCAAAGUAGAGAAGGACAAGAUUGGCACAGCAGAGCAAGCCUUCCGCCCACGGUUGUCAGGUUGGUGGGGAGGUGACAAACAGAGGCGGUUUCUGAUGGAAAAUAAAUUUGUACCUCAGACCGGUGCUGCAGGCUAUCAGCUCUCGAACCCUUCCGUGCUAGAUACGAGUGCGCUCGCGGCAUCUCUCGAACUAUUCAACCGAACUUCGAUGGCUCAACUUCGUGAGAAGUCUCUCAAAAUAACGGCGUACCUAGAGCGACUCCUGAAAUACCCACCCGAGUCACUUCCAAAGAGGACGUUCUCCAUAAUCACACCCUCGAACCCAGCAGAAAGGGGUGCGCAAUUGAGCCUGCGCUUAGCACCUGGUCUUCUCGAUAGCGUCCUUGAGGUGCUGGAAGAACAUGGUGUUGUUAUCGAUGAACGAAAACCAGAUGUGAUCCGAGUGGCACCCGCGCCUAUGUACAACUCGUACGUUGAUGUUUGGGAGUUCUGCCAGGUCUUCUUCAAGGCUUGUCGACUAGCGUUGGACACCCGAAAGUGAUUGCACAGCCCAUUAAUCUAUCUGUCCAUAACUCACAGCACAAAACCAGGAUUCCAGUCCUUCCACCCAUGCGAUUGGUUAUUGCCCCUAGGAUUGGCUUUUCUGACCUAAUUAGGGAUCGAGUCUUGAUAAUGUUCAUAUACAAAAACCCUUGGAUUUUGAGGGCUGAUCUGGGUCUGGAUAAAGAAUUUACCCUCCUUUGAGCUUUUAGAUUUUGGUAGAAGGUAUACUACAUGUUCUACAAAUCCGACAAGUACAAGUUACUAACGUAACAUGUCACGGACAAUUUGAGGGUCUGUUGCAUCAACUCAUUGCUGGAUGUAACCGCUGCGGCCUGUUCAUGUUCUGUUUGGGUUCUGAU